This is a messenger RNA of Phytophthora sojae, 180 nucleotides long. RefSeq lists its product as hypothetical. NCBI's taxonomy places the organism in Eukaryota, Oomycota, Peronosporomycetes, Peronosporales, Peronosporaceae. The record is from RefSeq and is a predicted model, not a curated record. The transcript has a single exon. The annotation marks the transcript as partial.
AUACUGACGCUAAUCUGUGCGGUUGAUGGUGCUGGGGGGAGCCCGUUCCCUGUGGAAAUCGACGCGGACAAGACGGUGGGCCACUUGAAGGAGGCGAUCAAGGAACAAAGCGACGGGUUGAUCAGAGCUGACGAUCCUUGGACGAAGCUGGAGCACUUCUUGGCGAAGAAGGCAGACGGC